AUGCAGUUGAUUUCGGUUUUUGCUAUUCUCGUACUCGCUUCUAGCUGUACAUUGGCUCUCGAUGUUACUCUUAAUCAACAUUGGAAAUUAUGGAAAGAAGCUAACAAUAAACGUUACUCCGAUGCUGAAGAACAUUUUCGUCGAGCUACAUGGGAAAGUAAUUUAAAGAAUGUGCAAGAACACAAUCUUCAAGCUGAUCUUGGCGUUCAUACAUAUUGGCUCGGAAUGAACAAAUUUGCUGAUUUGACUGUUACUGAAUUUGCCAAAAUGAUGAAGAAUUACAAUAUCGAAAUACGUAGUCAACAUAAUAAAGGUCCUCAUGAAUUUACACGAAACCCAACUGUUAAAUUACCUGAUACUGUUGACUGGCGUGAUAAAGGAUAUGUUACUCCUGUUAAAGAGCAAGGUCAAUGUACUUCAGAUUGGGCUUUUUCAGCAACUGGCUCACUUGAAGGUCAACACUUUAAUGCAACUGGCAAACUAGUUUCGCUUUCAGAACAAAACUUGGUCGAUUGUUCAGAUAAACAAGGUAACAUGGGUUGCGUUGGUGGGGAAGUCGAUCAAGCCUUUCAAUACAUUAAAGACAACGGUGGUAUUGAUACCGAAGACUCAUACCCAUAUGAAGACGACGAUAAUCAAUGCCGAUUCAAAGUAGAAAAUGUUGGUGCUACUGUUACUGGCUUCAUUAAUAUUCAAUCAAAAAAUGAAAGUGCUCUUCAAGAAGCUGUUGCUACCAUUGGUCCAAUCUCGGCUGCCAUUGAUGCUAGUCAUAACUCAUUUCAAUUAUACAAACAUGGUGUUUAUCACGAACCAUUCUGCUCACAAAUUCACCUUAACCUCGCCGUUCUUGUUGUAGGCUAUGGUACAGACUCUGGCAAAGAUUACUGGCUCGUCAAAAAUAGUUGGGGUGUAAACUGGGGUGAUCAAGGUUACAUCAAAAUGACUCGUAACAAACGCAACGAAUGUGGUAUUGCUACAUCUGCCAGCUACCCACUUGUUUAG
Rotaria sp. Silwood1 is the source of this 1002-nucleotide messenger RNA. NCBI's taxonomy places the organism in Eukaryota, Metazoa, Rotifera, Eurotatoria, Philodinida, Philodinidae. The record is from the annotation of a GenBank genome assembly.